AUGCCUCCCACUAUUGAUCGUUUACUUCUGAACGAUAUCUGGCUUGAUCAACCCCAUGCUCCCUCAAAGUUACAGUCAGAUUUAGACGUUCCUGCACUUUUGGAAACCACCCUUGACGUCGUCGAGAAGAUCGCUACGUUGCGAAGCAGAGCUGCCAAAGUGUCAAUUAUCAGAGAAAUAAGAACCUAUAUAUACGAUAUCGUGAUCUUUGCAAGAAAUCAUCGUUUCGUCGUCGGUGGAAUCCCAACGUUUGUUCUUGAAGAUUUCAUUCAAUUCGUUCAGGUAUAUGCCACCAUUAAUGGCUAUGACUACGUCAUCCCUGAAAUGGUGAAACUCGCCGCCUACAAGUUGUUACCCUUACGAAUAAAAAUGCUUAAAGAUCCGUACAACGAGCCUUCCAUGUUCUAUGGAAGCGAUCCAGAACUUGUUAAACAAAUUGUGGAUAAAAUGGAUACCAGAAUUAUCGUUGAAGAUAUUCUAAACAGAGUGCAGCCACCUGUAUAA
Molecule: messenger RNA, 504 nt
Organism: Brettanomyces nanus
Lineage: Eukaryota; Fungi; Ascomycota; Pichiomycetes; Pichiales; Pichiaceae
Exons: 1
Coding region: 1-504 (167 amino acids)
Source: RefSeq, a predicted model, not a curated record